This is a messenger RNA of Fonsecaea multimorphosa CBS 102226, 1422 nucleotides long. RefSeq lists its product as uncharacterized. Gene Ontology annotation, molecular function: transcription cis-regulatory region binding; DNA-binding transcription factor activity. Gene Ontology annotation, cellular component: nucleus. The coding region runs from base 1 to 1422 and encodes 473 amino acids. The record is from RefSeq and is a predicted model, not a curated record. Lineage: Eukaryota; Fungi; Ascomycota; Eurotiomycetes; Chaetothyriales; Herpotrichiellaceae. The transcript has 5 exons. Gene Ontology annotation, biological process: positive regulation of transcription by RNA polymerase II.
AUGUGGGCCUUGCAUAAAGACUGGUCGGCAGUGCAUCCGACAUCCAACGUCGUAUCGGCGCGCUUCCAGGCCACGAAAUUUCCGCACAGAACAGAUUUGGGUGCCUUUGAUUUCGUAGAUGAAACUCCUUUACUUCGACAGGGCAAAGCUGGGGGCGAUCCCCCCAAGAAGAAAGCUGUUCAGCAGGAGUCCGUCGAUGAGCCACAGCAUUACAUACUGUCGAAUGAUGUGGCACGGAAUGAAAGACCAUCGUUGCUUGCUGGAGAAGCUUUGUCCGGCGAGCAUGUCAAGCCAUCAUUACGGCGCACACUGAGAACCCCCGAGGACGACUUGCCGUUUUCCAGCAUAGAAUCCGCCGAGUUGAUGAGAUACUUCAUCGACAAUUGUGCUUGUUUCUUCGACUUUAGUGACGCUGAUAGGCAUUUUGCGUACGCAGUUCCACUUAGAGCUCGCCAAAAUCCGACAUUAGCCAACGCUAUGCUGGCUCUGGCCGCUCGGCACAGAAGUCGGACAAGGGAGUAUGAGCCUUUCGCGGCCGAUCGAUAUUACAACGCAUGCCUCCAAACAAUGAUUCCAAGGCUUGGAGAUAAGUCCGCAAUCCAAGAUGAUGAGCUUCUUGCGGCCAUAGUCAUUCUACGACUAUUGGAAGAGAUGGAUGUGCCGAUAGUGGGAUCAGAUCCUCAGAAGCACCUCUUCGGCACUCAAGCGAUUAUCACUGCAUCACAAGCACGCUCCCAGUUGCCAGCAACGGCUUUGAGGAAAGCAUGCUAUUGGGCGGCAUUUCGGCAGGAAAUCUUCAUGUCGCUCUCUACGCAGCGACCAUUUAAUCUGAUCUUGCCCGAGAUGAAGCCGCCUUCAAGACCUUCUGAUGACUGGUCAUGGACACUCCAAGCGACGUAUCAGUGUGGCAAAGUACAAGCUUUUGUCUUCGGCGAGGAAUCUACGACCAUGUCGAGAUAUCUUGAAUUGAUGGAUGAGAUUGAGACGUGGCAAGAAGAGUGUCCGACAUCCUUCGACCCUGUAUACCAGGGGGCUGAUCAGCUGGAGCAUGUUUUUCCAGAUAUUCGGAUCCAGUUGGAUUGUCACGUGAUGGGUUGGCAAUACAUAACCAUGGCGCAUCUGCUGCUCAGCGUCCACCGACCGUUGCCUCGUGUUGGUCCGUCCCAUAAGCGAAGAAUGAUGGAUAUGGAACAGGUUGUCAAAAGUGAUGUCAGGACAUUGUGCGGAAUCGCUGAAUCAAAUCCGCAAACCCCUCCGGCUAGUUUAGUAGCCUGCAUGGCUGUUGCAUUGUUCGGAGAUCGCUUUGAUUCCAAGUCGGAGCAGGGGCUUCUGAGAGAUCUCCUUGUUCGAACAGAGCUCCGCACGGGGUGGCCUACUUGUAUGGCACGAGAACAGCUUGAACGAACGUGGGGUUCGACGUGA